CGGAUACUCGAGCCCGUGAUGGGGUCUAGCCUCUACCAAUAAAAAGGUGUCCAUUUAUAGUCAUGUCCUCUGGCUUAAUAAAACCUCAUAUUUCCCAAUCUUAAACCCCAACCCCAACCCUGCCCAAGCUCGGGGAGAUGCCGCGACACGCGAAGAGGAAGCACCUAGUCAGACUAAGGCUCUUGGAGAUGCCGCGGCACACGAAGAGGAAGCACCAAGGCAGCAGACUAAGCGGUGGCAAGAAGGUCUGUAGGUGAGAAGAUACUACUGGCUCAAUUGCUGGUGACGAUCAAUGGAUUGUACCGCCGGUCUCCGGGACCCCUCCUGCCCUUCGCCUUGGACAUGCAGCUGCAGUUAUCCAAGAUAAAAUGUACGUCUACGGGGGGAGAAGUUACAUGACUGAAGGAAUCUAUGCGGGUGAGGGGUGUUUUCUGGGCGAUCUUCACGUUUUAGACUUGAAAAAUUGGUCUUGGUCAAAGCUUGAUAAGGAUCACAAGAGGAUUCUUUCUAGAUCUAUUCUCGGUCAUCCUGGCCUGUCUUUGGUAACACGUGGAGGUCAUUCUGUGAACCUUUUAGGAAAUUGCCUAGUGAUAUUUGGCGGAGAAGAUGCAAGAUGGAAUUGUCCAUUGAAUGAUUUGCAUGUCCUUGAUCUUGUGAGCCGGAAAUGGAGCAAACCGCUGGUUAGAGGAGUUCCUCCAGCAGGCAGGUUACACCAUGCUGCUACUGUUCAUACGGCUCGUCGCUAGCUCCCGAUAUUUGGUGGUCUUAAAUAUCUAGAUUUCGUUAAUGAUCUCCAUGUUUUAAAUAUUGACACAUGGGAAUGGUCGAGACCCAAGCAGCAUGGGGAAAUACCAGGACCACGCUGUGGUCAUGCAGGUACAACAAUUGGAGAUAGCUGGUUUAUUAUCGGUGGUUACCAUGGAGCCAGUCGAACCCCUGAUGACAUUAUCGUCCUCAACAUGUCAAAUUAUGUAUGGUCAGUGUUACCAACUACAGGGGAAUGCAUCUCUGCUACCACGCUGGGAUUGAGUUUGGUUGCGAGUGCCUAUAAAGGUCAGACUGUGCUGAUAUCUUUUGGUGGAUAUAGUAUGUGCAUUACGAAUAAGGUGCAUAUCCUUAAACCAAGCCAUAAGUCACCCUUGAUGACACCGAUUCCCAACAGUACAUAUGGUGUGCAUGAUGCUCCCAAUGAUACCUUUGAUCCCAGGGGAACUGGGAAAACCGAAUCAACCGCUGCUUCUGCUGCCGAAGAUCACCUUGCAUCUCUCUAUGUAGCGCACUUUCCUCUAUCGUGUAGUUUAGAGUGUGGCUGAUAUUUGUUAUACUUCCUCCAGUUUUUUUAGUAGAAACACUUGCUUUUUCAUGGCUUUAUUAUUAUGCAGGAGCUUCAAUAUUUACGUGAUCAGCUGAGAGUUGAGGAUUUAAAAUAUAAAAAACUUGAGGCAUAUGUGAGAAGUCGGAAUCUAGAGAUCUUUGAAUGUGGAGAGACAGGUCAAAUAAAACUUGUAAGUGCAGCGGAAAAGUUGAGGAGGAUACAAUUAGCCACAAACUCUGAUAUUGCAGAGUUUUGAAAUGAUUUCAUUUAUAAAUUAGUAUCAUUCUU
Cuscuta campestris is the source of this 1603-nucleotide messenger RNA. Lineage: Eukaryota; Viridiplantae; Streptophyta; Magnoliopsida; Solanales; Convolvulaceae. The record is from the annotation of a GenBank genome assembly.